This is a messenger RNA of Armigeres subalbatus, 1161 nucleotides long. Its product is annotated as odorant receptor 22c-like. Gene Ontology annotation, cellular component: plasma membrane. NCBI's taxonomy places the organism in Eukaryota, Metazoa, Arthropoda, Insecta, Diptera, Culicidae. The record is from RefSeq and is a predicted model, not a curated record. The coding region runs from base 1 to 1161 and encodes 386 amino acids. Gene Ontology annotation, biological process: sensory perception of smell; detection of chemical stimulus involved in sensory perception of smell. The transcript is spliced from 3 exons. Gene Ontology annotation, molecular function: olfactory receptor activity; odorant binding.
AUGUUCUUCCGGAAGAAUACCAAUCCGGAGGUGCUGGAAGUCGGUCUGAAACUGCUCACUUUUAUCGGUCUGCAAGGUCCCGACGAACGACGCAUAUGGCGGUACUUUUUCGGUGUCAGUUUGCUGCUGGUGUUCAUCAUUCUGCCGAAGGCCAUUCUCGGUUCCGGCAAGGAAGGGUUCGACUCCAUGGCCAAAAGCAUUGCGGAGAUGUUCUUCCUGUGCGAUGUGUGCAUUGCCGUUGGAAUUUUCGCGACCCGGCGACGCCCGUUCGAGCAGAUGGUUCUGGUUUUGAGGCAGAUCUUCGAACGGUACGAAUCGCGGGAAUGCCUGGAUGAAAUACGACGGUUCAAUGUUCGAAUGCACAAUUUUGCGAAAGGAUACACUGUGUACAUAGUAUUUUUGGUGGCGAUGUUCAUCGUGAUGCCGAUUGUUUCGACACUUUACUUGGUGGCAUUCGUUCCCUCGAGCAAAAGAGGAGACUACGUGUUGGUGGUUGAAGUGCAGUUCUUCUAUUUGGACAUCCGCCGAAACUUUUUCCACUAUCUUAUCCAUUACGCGCUGUGCGCACCGCCGUCGCUUUGUUCAGCAUACCAAAGUUGCAUCAAGGGAACAAUAUUUCUAACCUCGCUGCAGUACGGAGCAGAACUUUUCGAACUGCUUCACAUGAGGAUUAGGAGCCUGGAUUCGAUGGAAGCCGGUGAACAACGUCGGGACGAGUUACGUAAGAUCAUCGAAUUGCACAAGUUGACGCUGAAGUAUGCGCAGCUGCUGGAGAAGACGAUUACGUUUAUUUUGAUCAACCAGAUGUUGAACUGUAUGGCGAUUUGGUGUCUGAUGAUGGUGUAUCUUUCGUCGAAUUACGGACCGAAUGCCAUCAACGUGGUAGUCAUGUUUGUCGUGCUGAUGGGUGAAAUGGUCGUCUAUUGUUUCAACGGAACGCGUCUGAGUGAAAAUGCCCUCGAAGUAAGCAAUGUCAUCUACAACUAUCAGUGGUAUGAGGAACCAGUGGCUAUGCAACGUGACAUGCGAUUUAUGAUUCAAAGAGCUCAGAAGCCAACGGGAAUUACGGCAGCGAAGUUCUACUUUGUCAACAUUGAACGGUUGGGAAUUGUUAUGCAAGCGUCUUACUCCUACUAUUUGCUGUUGAAGAACAACUUUUAA